GAAAAGGUAACCCGUUGGGUUCUCCAUUAAUUUGAAACUUUUGUUGAUUAUAUAUAUAAGCUUAUUGAGAUUUCCGCCAAACAAAGGCAAGAACAUGUCUCUUCUUUCUUCUUGCAAUCCCAAACCACAUGUGGUUCUCUUUCCUUUUAUGUCCAAAGGCCACACUAUCCCCAUUCUCCAUCUAUCUCGCCUACUCCUCGACCACGGCUGCCAGGUAACUCUCUUCACUACCCCAGUAAAUCGUCCGUACAUCGUUCAUUCUCUCCCAGGCGAUGAUAUUACCAUCAUCGACCUUCCAUUUCCCGCAGACAUACCUGAAAUACCAACCGGAAUUGAGAGCACCGACAAACUCCCGUCCAUGUCUCUAUUCUUACCUUUUGCCAGAGCCACAAAACUCAUGCAACCAUACUUUGAAAAGACUCUGCAAACACUUCCUUAUGUCACCUGUAUCGUAUCGGAUCAGUUCCUCCAUUGGACGGUGGAAUCUGCCACGAAAUUAGGCAUUCCACGGCUGGGAUUCUUUGGUACGAGCAACUACGCCAGUGCACUCAGCCGAGAUGCGGCUGUCAAUGGGCUACUCUCCUUGCACGAGUCCGCUGACGAACCCUUUAAUCUCACAAGCUUUCCAUGGAUCAAGCUCACCAGGAAUGACUUUGACGACCCGUUUAAUAAACGGGAGCCUUCAGGUCCUCUAUUCGACUUCGUUAUUGAGUCGGUUAUAGCCAUGUCCAAUAGUUACGGCCUUCUGGUUAACAGUUUCUACGAGCUCGAGCCACUGUAUGUAGAUUAUUGCAACCGCGAGUCUAAACCCAAAGCAUUCUGUGUUGGACCCUUUUGCUUGACCCGACUACCAAUUAUAGAGCCUGUAUUGCACCAGGAACGUAGAUGGAUUCAAUGGCUGGACCAAAAACUUGCACAGGGAAAUCCAGUUCUCUACGUUGCAUUCGGGUCCCAAGCAGAAAUAUCGUCAACGCAGUUAACCGAAAUUGCUCGUGGCCUUGAAGAAUCGAAUGUAAGCUUCUUGUGGGUGGUGAGAAAGAGUGGAAUAGAAUUAGGCUAUGAAUUUGAAGACAGGAUAAAGGAAAGAGGAAUGGUAGUAAGAGAAUGGGUUGAUCAGAAACAUAUUCUUGAACACGAAAUCGUUCAGGGAUUUCUGAGCCACUGCGGCUGGAACUCGGUUGGUUAUUUGCAGAAUAAGAUAGCCUUCCAGCUUAGUAGUGGUGGAAAAGCAGAGGAAGCACUUGAGUUUUUGGAUAACAUGGAAGCAUCUGGGACUGUUGAUGAUUACAAAGCAUGGGUUUCGUCAAUUAAAGGAUAUUGUGAAGCUCGUGAUUUGGAUAAAGCAUCUGAUAGAUUUCGAAAGAUGGUCGAAAAAGAAGGGGCCUCAUCUGUUGUGUUUGCUUUAGAUAUGUUGAGUAUUACAUAUUGCCGAAAGAACAGAGCAAUGGACGCAUUCAAGCUUGUUUCUGAAAUGGUUAAUUCAAAAGGGUUACGUCCUUGGCACAGUACAUAUAAAGAAUUGACGAGCAAGCUGUUAGCUCGAAAACGCUUUUUAGAGGCUUUGGAUGUUAUGACUUUGAUGAAAAAUCAAGGGUAUCCACCAUACUUGAAUCCGUUUAUUGCGUACCUCUCAAAGGUUGGCAGUGCAGAUGAUGCUGUAACAUUUUCAAAAGCCACAAGUUCGAAGAGUUUGCCAUCAAUGUCCAUAUAUCUUCGUCUUUUUGAAGCAUAUUUUAAAAAGGGGAGGCGAAGUGAAGCACAGGACUUCUUAUCAAAGUGCCCUAGAUAUAUAAGAAAUCAUGCUGAUGUUUUGAAUCUGUUUUGUUCCAUAAAAUCUGGAGAUGCAGCUGAGACUGCUGCUGUCACUGCAUAG
This is a messenger RNA of Olea europaea var. sylvestris, 1873 nucleotides long. Its product is annotated as UDP-glycosyltransferase 90A2-like. Lineage: Eukaryota; Viridiplantae; Streptophyta; Magnoliopsida; Lamiales; Oleaceae. The record is from RefSeq and is a predicted model, not a curated record. Gene Ontology annotation, molecular function: protein binding; UDP-glycosyltransferase activity. Bases 95 to 1873 code for a protein of 592 amino acids. Gene Ontology annotation, biological process: RNA splicing. The transcript has 2 exons.